AUGGGUGUUCUCGCGGCCCAAGCAGCUCACCGCGGGCGCCGCCGGUUGAAGAAGUCCACAGGCGUUGUCAGAGACGAUUCAGAUGAUGAGCUUGGCAUAGAUGACCUUCCGUGGGAAUGGAUACUGAAACCCGAAUAUGCGGACACUUCUCAAGACCAUGGCGACGAUGCGCAGAACACUCGAAAGCGAAGGAGGGCAAACCCCGAGACACAGAUUGUGGGAGCCCGGAUGGGCAAAUUUCAGUGCCAUGUCGGCGACUGUGUUCUGUUGAAAGCGGAAGGAUCCAACGAAGCCUGGGUCGCCAUAAUUUGCGAGUUCUUGGAGGAGGAAGGUGGUGAAAAGGCAGCCAACUUCAUGUGGUUUUCGACAGAGAGAGAAAUCCGCAAUAAGGAGAAGAAACGGUCGGAUUUUCUGCCAAAUGAACUAUACAUAUCCCCGUCAUGGGAUGUAAACCCGCUGGCUGCUAUCAACGGUAAAGCUGUCGUCACUUCUCAUCAAGCCUUUUCUCAAAGGUACCCGUCGGGAAAAGUUUCCCGAUCAUCACCCGAUUUUGGUAAGACGUUUGUCUGCCGUCGUGCAUGUAACACAAGAACAGCAACCUACACGGACGAGUUUGUGUGGGAAGAAGUUUAUCAGGCGAGUGAGCAGGGCGUUCCUGACCUGAUCGAGUUUGUCAAAUCACAAACGAAAUCGACAAGACGUGGCCAGGCAGCACGGGAAUCAACGCCAGAGCAGCCAUACGUGAUGACGACCCAUGGUGUGGCUGCGUUCACACCAAAACGGACCUUGAAAGGUGAGCAAUCUACGCCCAAGGGAGAUGCCCCGACAAUAACAACGCCUGGGUCUCGAAAACGGUAUGUGGUUGCUGUGCACUUUGCUCACUCAUUGACUUGCCUAAUCGGCCGUGUUGAUGCAGCGAUUACGGAUGGUUCGGGAAGCUGUAUCUACAUUGCUGGCACUCCUGGGACAGGGAAGACAGCCACUGUCCGAGAAGUCAUAUCUCGCCUAGAUGACGGCGUGAGGGCCGACGAACUUGACGAUUUCAUAUUUGUGGAGAUCAAUGGCAUGAAGAUCACCGACCCUCACCAAUCCUAUACCCUUUUAUGGGAGGCACUCAAGGGUGAGAGAGUCAGUCCUACACAAGCCAUUGACCUUCUAGAGAGAGAGUUCAACAAUCCAAGUCCUCGCCGGACGCCAUGCGUGGUUCUGAUGGAUGAGCUGGACCAACUGGUGACGAAAAACCAGAGCGUCAUGUAUAACUUUUUUAACUGGCCUGGUCUACGACAUAGCAGGCUCAUUGUCCUGGCCGUCGCGAAUACCAUGGACCUUCCGGAAAGAACACUGAGUAACAAGAUCAGUAGUCGCAUAGGCUACAAUCACGAGCAGCUCAUGAAGAUCAUCCAGUCCAGGCUUGAGUGUGUGCCUGGAAGUAUAGUCGAGGCAGACGCCAUCCAAUUCGCUAGUCGAAAAGUGGCCGCAGUAAGCGGCGAUGCAAGAAGAGCCCUGGACAUCUGCAGACGAGCUGUAGAGCUUGCCGAAGCUGACACUCGCGCUGAGACGUCUGCAGCGGAUUCCAAGGCACGACGACAAACCCCGAGUAACGGUAUGGGAUCGGGGGCGCCAGUCAAGGUCACUAUUGCCACAAUCAAGCGUGCCAUCAACGAGGCUACGACCAACCCCGUCCAACAAUACCUCCGAUCCCUGCCUUUUGGAUUCAAGGUAUUACUGAGCUGCCUGUUGGUAAGGAUACAAAGAAACGGCACCAUCGAGACGACAUUUGGCGAUGUUAUGGACCAAUUACACCGCAUCGUCAAGCUGGACACAGCGGCUCUUGAAUCUACUGUCGUAUCGGCCCUGUCAGCGGGGCCAUUGGGAGGUGAUGUCGUUCAAGGCAAUGGGAGCAUCCGAGUAGUCGGGGCUCUGGCGCUGUCUCAGGCGGCGCUUGAAUUAAUGGACGCUGGCAUCAUUGUACUAGAAGCACACAAGGCAGAGCGACCAAGCAAGAUGCGUCUUGCAGUGAGUGAUGAGGAAAUCAAGAUGGCGUUUCGGGACGAUGGAGAAGUAAAGGCCCUGGGUUUGUUUUUCUAG
Colletotrichum orchidophilum is the source of this 2088-nucleotide messenger RNA. Its product is annotated as ATPase. Gene Ontology annotation, biological process: DNA replication initiation; mitotic DNA replication checkpoint signaling. Bases 1 to 2088 code for a protein of 695 amino acids. The record is from RefSeq and is a predicted model, not a curated record. The transcript has 4 exons. Gene Ontology annotation, molecular function: DNA replication origin binding; ATP hydrolysis activity; chromatin binding. Lineage: Eukaryota; Fungi; Ascomycota; Sordariomycetes; Glomerellales; Glomerellaceae. Gene Ontology annotation, cellular component: nuclear origin of replication recognition complex.